Naegleria gruberi is the source of this 1089-nucleotide messenger RNA. RefSeq lists its product as uncharacterized. NCBI's taxonomy places the organism in Eukaryota, Heterolobosea, Eutetramitea, Acrasida, Naegleriidae. Bases 1 to 1089 code for a protein of 362 amino acids. The record is from RefSeq and is a predicted model, not a curated record. The transcript has 2 exons.
AUGAUUCGAGAAAGUGUGGAUAUGGAUGAACUCUCUGAUGGAGAAUAUGGCGAAGAGAAUAAUAAUGAAUUUAAUAUUGAGGAAGAUGGAGAAGGAGAGAAGAGAAAUAAAUUUACUAGGCUUGGGAUGAGUGGUGAUGAAUUUGAAACAAAUAGUGUUGAGGAUGAAGAGGAAACAACAAAUAGGGAGAGUGUUUUACGUUCAAGUAGUAGGAUGAGUGAGAGGAGACAAGUAAGGUUUGACCAUGCCUAUGACGAAGAUACUCGUCCUUUAUCUUCGUAUAGGGAUCGUACAAACAGCUCGGAAACAUCGAGACCUUCAUCAAAUCUUUCGAGCAGGUCUACUCUGAGUGGAGUAGAUAAGGAAACAAGUCAACAAAUAACAACAGCCCUUCAGUCAGUAAUUAAAAAAUUAGGAAAAGUAAUGAUUAGGGAUAGAUUGAAACGUAAGAUUGAUGCCAACUCCCCCCUUGAUUUGGAAUCCAUAAAAAUUGCCAUUAAGUUCUUUGAGGAAGAAGAAAAGGACUAUGGGGAAAGAAGUAAAGAUUGGUUAACUCUGGAAAGUGUCUCUCAGAUGUAUGAUCUAGUUUUAAAGACCAGAAUCCUUCAACCAAAUGGAUUAGUCAAUAUUGACAGACUUAAAACAAUUCUUGGAAAUAGGGUUGCCAUACAACCAAAAAUAUUGGAAGUUCUUAUUGAAAAGUCUAGGUCUAUGGAGAAUGAAUCUGCAAUUGAGUACAACAAAUUCAUUAUUUAUUGCAUCACCCUUACAGCCCAUUCAUUGUUUACAGUACUAGAGAAUGCCUUAUCACUUUUUUGUUGCUCGGGCUCUGUGACAAUUCACCACCAGAACGAAGAUGACAUCCUGGCAGUGGACGAUUUUAUUUAUUGUAUAAAGUUUUUGGCUGACGAAGAAAGACGAAGUGAAAAUAAUGAGGUAGCUCAAGAAUUAGUAAUGAUGAUUGAUGAGCUGAAAGAUUUGGCCAAAACAGAACCAGUUGUGACGAGAGGAAUGGUUGUUCUUAGUAUUUCUUGGCAACAAUUAUUAGAAAGUGAAUCAGCUAAAGUUGGAGGGAUUGAAAAUGUGUAA